GCCCUGGCCAGAAUACACCAUCGCCGCGAACCAUGUCGCAGAGCAACCUCGGAUACGGCCUGAAUCUGAGAAAAAAGACGCCGUUUGGCCAGGGCGCCGCCGCUCGCUCGUCUGUGGCGAAGCCAUCGGGCUCGUCGUUUGCGCCGAUCUCGCUCAAGCGCAACAUCAAGACCAACGCGGCCUUCAAAAACGAUGAUGAUGAUGAUGACGAAGAAGAGGGCGACGUUGCCAUCACCGAGCUGUCGUCGGCACCAAAGUCUCUCCGGGACGCUGCGUCCAUAUCCCAGAGCGCCGCCAAGACUGUCAAUAAGGAGCUGAGGGCCGUCUACAAGCAGCAGGAAAAGAUUGCCGAGGAGGCCCAGAGGAAGGCGAUCGAGCUCGAUGCAACGGUCUUUGACUAUGACACAGUAUACGAUCAGAUCAAGCAAGAGCGGGAUCGCAAGAAGAUCGAGAGUCGUGGCAACAGCAAGAAGCCCAUAUAUAUGGAGGCAUUCUUCAAGGCGGCCGCUCAACGCAAGCUCGACCGCGAACAAGCCGAGGAGCGCAAAGUCCAAAAGGAGCGCGAGGCCGAGGGCGAAGAGUUCCAGGACAAGGAAAAGUUUGUCACUGGCGCAUACAAGCAGAAGCAGGAAGAGCUGCGGCGGCUCGAGGAAGAGGAACGGAAGCGCGAAGAGGCCGAAAACAAGCCGGCGACACAAGAGGACAUGGCGGAAUUCUACCGACAUAUGCUCCACCAGACCGCUCGGGCAGCGGUGAUGCCGUCCGACUCUGCGAAAGCAGUACAGCCAGCCACGGGCCAGCCAGAUUCCGCAGCGUCCAAAAUCGAGGACGAAAGCAAUGGCGAUGUCGAACGCAACGAACGACUCAAGCUUGCAGCUGCAGCUGGCGUGGCUAUCAAUGACUCGGACGAAGUCGUCGAUAAGCGUGAUCUGCUGUUUGCCGGUCUCAAUGUCUCGAAAAAGAAGCUCAAGGCCAUCGAGGACGAAAGGCAGCAGGCAAUCGAGGCCCGGCUCGAGGCCGAACAAAAGCGACAGGAAGAACUCAAGAUACGCAAGCAGGAGGAGGAGCGGCGCCGAGUUGCUCGCGAACAGGCCGCUCGAUCGCGUGAGCUCCUGCAGAAGCAAAAGGAGGAGAUGGAGGCGGAAGAGAAGAAGCGCAAGGAACAGGAGCGUGUGGAGAUCCGCGAGAAGCUGGCCCGCAAGGCGACCGAGGAGACUGUCUCGGACGCUCGCGCACGAUACCUGGCCCGCCGGAAGCAGGCCUCGAAAAAGAGCGACGAUAGCGGCGACAGCGAGUAAUUGCGGGGCGGCUGUAGCGCAACAGAGACGGCAUGGGACAUGGAGGCACUUGAACACGGCUGAGGGCUUUGCGUGGGCCUCAAUCCCGCACCAUGGCUGUGUGCGAUUCCCAGGCACUCCAUAGGUGGAC
This is a messenger RNA of Polychytrium aggregatum, 1428 nucleotides long. RefSeq names its product coiled-coil domain-containing protein 55-domain containing protein. The record is from RefSeq and is a predicted model, not a curated record. The coding region runs from base 33 to 1298 and encodes 421 amino acids. The transcript has 3 exons. NCBI's taxonomy places the organism in Eukaryota, Fungi, Chytridiomycota, Chytridiomycetes, Polychytriales. Gene Ontology annotation, biological process: regulation of alternative mRNA splicing, via spliceosome.